This is a messenger RNA of Chlorella variabilis, 780 nucleotides long. RefSeq lists its product as hypothetical. NCBI's taxonomy places the organism in Eukaryota, Viridiplantae, Chlorophyta, Trebouxiophyceae, Chlorellales, Chlorellaceae. The record is from RefSeq and is a predicted model, not a curated record. Gene Ontology annotation, cellular component: ribonuclease H2 complex. The transcript is spliced from 6 exons. Gene Ontology annotation, biological process: mismatch repair; DNA replication, removal of RNA primer. The coding region runs from base 1 to 780 and encodes 259 amino acids. Gene Ontology annotation, molecular function: RNA-DNA hybrid ribonuclease activity; RNA binding.
AUGGUCUAUGGGUUGGCGUGGGCGCCCAUCAGCCGACGCAAAGACCUGAAAGCCAUGGGCUUUGCCGACUCCAAGACGCUGACCGAGGAAAAGCGGGACCACCUGUUUGGGGUGAUCCAGGCGGAGGGCGGCAUGCUGGGCUACCAGGCCGAUGUGCUGUCGGCCGCCUUCAUCUCGGGGAAGAUGCUGGGCCGGGAGCGCGUGUCGCUCAACGCGCUGGCCUUUGAGUCCACCUGCGCCCUGAUCGAGGCAGUAUUGGCGCGGGGGGAGCGGCUGUCACAGCGAUUCCCAGGGGUGCAGUUUGUGGUGGAGGCCAAGGCAGACUCCACCUACCCCAUUGUCAGCGCGGCCUCCAUCGUGGCAAAAGUGACACGUGACCGCACGCUGCGUGACUUUGUACUGGGAGAGAUGGCGGCGUCACUGGACGGUGGCAGCAGCAGCAGCGACGGCUGCGCCGCAGCCCUUUCCACUCAGUUUGGCAGCGGGUAUCCUGCAGAUCCGCAGACGAAACGAUGGCUGGAGGCCAGCAUCAAUCGCGUCUUUGGCUUCCCCUCCCUUGUGCGCUUCAGCUGGUCCACGUGUACCCCACUCCUGGAGCAGCAUGCAGCCACCAUUACCUUCGAGCGCGAUGCGGAGGACGGUGCAGGCACAGGGCAGCAGGUGCUGUCAUUUGGCGGCUGCGCGCUGCCAGCGGGGGGCAUGGCAGCGGCAUCCAGCGGCUUGGGGCGCCAUAGCUACUUCAUGGCACGCAAGCUUCAGCGCUCGCAGCUGUGCUUCUGA